Messenger RNA from Colletotrichum navitas, 1199 nucleotides. RefSeq lists its product as uncharacterized. Bases 1 to 951 code for a protein of 316 amino acids. The record is from RefSeq and is a predicted model, not a curated record. The transcript has 2 exons. Lineage: Eukaryota; Fungi; Ascomycota; Sordariomycetes; Glomerellales; Glomerellaceae.
AUGCCUACCUACCUUUGCCACGGCUUUCGUUGGGAUCGUCGUAGCAUUCGUGUAUUUGUAGUCGUCCAGAACAUAGACGACGCCGCGCCCGAAUGGAUUAUCGCGCCACACUCGUCUCCCGCCAUCCUCGAAGCCUUCUACUCCCUUUUCGAUUUCCUCCCCGAACCCGCUCCCGACGAGACCGAGGCCCAACGUGACAAGAAGAAGCGCAACAAGUCCAAGGCGUCCAAGGCCGCUGCCCUGCGUAACGAAUACGAUGAUGACGUGCUGCAGAACGACUGGAGCGCCGUGAAGCUGCUGGAGGAAUACGAUCCGACCGACCUAAGCUAUGUCAGCCGUCCCUACGCAUACGUUGCCGACUAUGUUGUACGCAUCGACCUGAGCAACUCGAUAACAGAAGAGAUCGUACGCUACGAAGAGCGGUUAAGCGAGACAAAAGCGAUGGCGAGUGCUCCGAGCGAUGAGUUUUACAAGGCCAAGAAGGGCUCGUCGGGGAAGAAGGCCGGGUGGUUCGAGAAGCUGAGAGACCAGCUGCAGCGAGGGGAGGAUAUCCGGUGGUAUGUCGUGGUUUGCGGCGACGAAGUGCGUGAUUUUCCUGAAGACAGGCCUGCGGCGAGGGCCCAAGAAGAGGACAUGACACGGGAGGCGGACAACUCGACUCCAAGGCCUAGCGAUCGAAACGCGGGCCCUUCAAGAACAGGGACGAUGCCGAGCGUACCGGCGAGUCAAUUUGCAACAGCCAUGGCGCCCCAACAACCGGCACAGCCAAGCUCGCCCAAGGAAACGGGCUUGCCCUACGGCACCCUUCCCAAGCAUCCCAACAUGAUGGGCAAUUGGACGGAAAAGGAGACGCCGACAUUACAGUCCAAGCCCUCAAUGGAUUUCAGGCCAAAGACACCCAAAAGCGGCGGGUUUAGGAGACUGUUUGGGAAGAAGAGCGAUGACCCGUGAUCAUUGGGAAAGCAAUUUGGGCUCAGUUGCCAAGGCGCACCGUCGCAUCUCAGCCCGUAUUUGUACCAGUUCUGCCGCAAUGUCUCCCUUUUGAGGAUACGGGCACCUUUUCAACCUUUUCUCGGGGGUUUUUUAUUUUUUAUUUUUAUACUCUUUUUUACAGCCACAUGCCCAUGUGGCAGUGUAGAGCACAUGGUCUCAAAAGCGAAGGCGCACAAGAAUAGAAUUGAAUUGCCAAUUGGCUCUUG